AAAAUUCAGACGACCUAUUGCUGCAGCAUUAAAUAAAAACGAAUAUCUGUAAAUCUGUAUCAAUUUACCUCUGCAGGAUGCUGCGACCGUAUUAAUACCUAUUAGAGCCUAAAGACCGUCCCAUUUGUAGUUGCUCAUCAUUUGAGAGUAGAGACCAAGACUGCGCAAGUGCCCACAGUGACCAGAAUUCCCAAAACAUGAAAGCAACACUGCUUCUUCUUCUAUACUUCUUUCUCGUUUCUUUGCUAGUUUAUGCAAAGAAAUCCGGCGACGUUACAGCUUUGCAGAUCGGCGUGAAGCACAAGCCAGCGUCAUGUGAUGUCCAAGCACACAAAGGAGAUAGAGUCAAAGUACAUUAUCGGGGGAAACUCACUGAUGGAACAGAUUUUGAUUCUAGCUUUGAAAGGGAUAAUCCAAUUGAAUUUGAGCUUGGUACUGGUCAAGUGAUCAAAGGUUGGGAUCAAGGAUUAUUGGGAAUGUGCCUGGGUGAGAAGCGGAAAUUAAAAAUACCUGCUAGUCUUGGUUAUGGAGAGCAAGGUUCUCCGCCAACCAUCCCAGGUGGAGCAACUCUUAUAUUUGACACUGAGCUUGUGGGGGUGAAUGGAAAAACUUUGGGCGGAGCAGAGGAGUCCGAGCUCUAGAUUGCAUGAGCAGUAUGGCCUAGCUUGUAUACACAUUAGAUCCACCUCUCGUCUAGUCAGAAACGAGCUGUUUUCCAAAAGCUGAAUUUUCAUGUCAGCUUGUUUUCAUUCCUGAAUUCUGAACGAUGUUUUCUUUAGUCUUAAGCAUUUAAUCGGAAGGUAACUUAGAAUAUUUAGCUGUUGUAACUGAUUAUUUAAAGUUUACAUAUAAAGUUUUUUUGAUAACUAA
Arachis stenosperma is the source of this 870-nucleotide messenger RNA. RefSeq names its product FK506-binding protein 2-like. The record is from RefSeq and is a predicted model, not a curated record. Gene Ontology annotation, molecular function: peptidyl-prolyl cis-trans isomerase activity. The transcript has 6 exons. The coding region runs from base 198 to 641 and encodes 147 amino acids. Lineage: Eukaryota; Viridiplantae; Streptophyta; Magnoliopsida; Fabales; Fabaceae. Gene Ontology annotation, biological process: protein peptidyl-prolyl isomerization.